Messenger RNA from Blepharisma stoltei, 2913 nucleotides. Lineage: Eukaryota; Ciliophora; Heterotrichea; Heterotrichida; Blepharismidae. The record is from the annotation of a GenBank genome assembly.
AUGGUCGACACUUUAAGACAAAGACUUUUAUCACUCGCUACAAUGGUUUUAGUUCUAUAUGUCAUAUUUUCAACUAUCACCUCUCCUCCUCCAAGAUCCAAACCUCAGUCCUCAGAAAAUCAAGUUACCUCUAAUAAUUAUAGUAGAAUAUUUAUGGACUUUUUUAUCAGCUAUCAAAAUUAUAUCGGGACAUGAUCCUCUAAGAGUACCAGGUGAUUAACCCAACGCUCAGGUAAAGUAUAUUUCGCUGUAAAAUACACAAAACCAUUCCUCUUCAGAUUUUUGAUUUUUGACGGAGUUUACGAGACUGAUGCUUCAUAUGCUUUAUUUACAGAUAUAGGAAUAGAUGAUUCUGCUAUGCUUGCAAGCUGAGAAGGAGAGCUUAAAUUUGUAGAGAAGCAUGACAGAGACCCUAGAGACUGCGCUUCAGUUUUGAAAUUAGAUUAUAACCGAGAAAAUAAGAAGAUAGAAGGGAAAAUAAGUUCACACAACUGCUAUUUUGAAAUAAAUUUCUCAUUAAACGAAUAUACUUAUGAGAUGGAGAGAAAUCCGAAAAUUUAUUAUUCUAUUUUCUCAUCGCUACUAUCAAUUGUAUUGAUUUUAGCUUUUGUAAGGCAUAUAUAUAUCUGCAAUCAUAAUAUGCAGAUAGCUCAGAGGACUUCAAUUUUAACUAUUGGUAUGAAUGGAGCGAUUGACUGUUUUUUAUCUCUAUGAAAUCUUGAUGCUGGAUUUAAAACGUGGCCUGGCUUCGACUAUAUGCUUUUUGCAGCAUUUUGAACUGCUGGGCUAUUUGUUUUUGUAGAUAUGAAACUUGCAGUGUUGGUAUGGAAAGCUCAGCACCCAGAAAUUUUUGGAGAGCUUGCUAGACUUGCGCAAAGGGUGCUAAAGAAUGCAAAUUGAUUAGCAAAGGAAUUAUUUUUUUAUGCAAAGAUUUCUAAAACAAGCAAAAACGUCAAAAAGCGUCAGAAACUGUCAAAUAUUUGCUAACCAUUUCAAAAACUACAGAUGGAAAAAAAACUAUUUAAAUUUAAUAUGAGUAGAGCUCUAUAACGCAUUCUCUUACAUUAUAGCAUAUAUAGAUUCAUGGCAAAGAGCUUUUAUACAUUGAAGAUUUGAAAGAAAAUAGCAAAGUCUCUUUAAAGUAAUCCUCUCAUAGAAAAAUUAAAAAUUUUGCUUCUAUUAGUGCUAGGCAAAAUAUGCACAAAAUUUGAGUUGAUGAGACUAUAUAAAAACGAAUAUUUAUCAUAGAUAAUCAGUGAUAACUAAUAUUGAACAAGCAUAAAGACUAAUAUACGUAAUUUUAUAAAUAAGCCUUAACUUGCUAUGUAAUUUUAUGAUUGCAGUUUAGGUAUUUAUGGGAUUUUCCCGUGGAUGGAACUAUUUUGGCCUUAAUUUUCCCACUGGGAAAAUUUUUUGGUUUGACCCUAUGCUUAUUCGCAUAACGCAAAUGAAAGCAAAAAUUUUUUAAUUUUUUAUGAAAAGAUUUUUUAAAAGACUUUGUAAUUUUCUUUCAAAUCUUCAAUUUAUAAAACUUUUUUUAAUGGAAGAGUUGCUAUAUGGUAGCUCCUUUUCUCCUUUCAUUGAAGGAAAAUAUUAAAACCUAUAGUCAUAACAUAAGUGUUGAAAGCUAUAGAGAAGCCCAAAAAUCAGAAAAAUGUGAAGAAUUAAUAGAAAAAGAAAAUUAAUUAAUCCAGAAAACGAAAAGUAGAUCUAUCCAAAACAGAUUUGGCCAAACUAAAUUUGCGAGAAAUCUAAAAGAAACCAGAAGAAGAAAAAUUUCAGCAUCAAGAAAACAUAAAAUAACAAUUAUGCAAAUGAAGAUGAAGAUGUCGAAUGAAAAAAUAUGCAUCAAUAAAUGGAAGUCAAGAAAAGAAAAGACAACUUAAAAAGAUUUUAAUUAGGGCACCCCUGCAAUAAUGAGCGAUAAGCAAUAAAAUAACUCACUCACUCAACGUAUAAAAGCUCUUUUCUCUUGAAUCUGUAUAUGCUAUAAUACAAGAAAAUCCGUUAUAGAGCUCUACUUGACUUUUUUGCAUUUUUUGAUAAAUGCUAAACUUAGUUUUUUUUUAUAUGGCUAGCGAUUUUAGCAAACAUUUGACACAUUUUGACAUUUUCUGACUCUUUUUCCAAAAAAAUAAUUCCUUUGCUAAUCAUUUUGCCUUUUUUGGCACCAUUUAGAGCUAAUUUAACAAGUUCUCCGAAAUUUUUGAUUUCGGAAUAUCUAUUGCAAGAAGAUUUUCCACGAACUUCCAAAAGCGGUAUUUUUUAUUAGUUUUAUUUGCAAAUAUUGUGCUGAUUUCUUCUCAUAACUUGUAUUAUAUUACGAUCCCUGCGAUGCAUUUUAUAUUUCUGCCUCAAAUUAUUAAAAAUGCAUUUAAUGGAUACAAAGAGACAAUAAGCCCUUGGAUAUGCACAGUCGUUUUGCUAGCUAGACUGGCGUUUGUGAGCUAUUUGUUUUUAUGUCCUAAAAAUUUUGCAUCGUACGCUCCUGACUCAGUGGUUGCGGUUUUGACAAUUGCUGUAUGUUUGUUGCAAAUUGGGGUUAUAUGGCUGCAGAAGAGCAUGCCAAGCUUUAUCUUGCCAGAAAGAUUUCGGCCACAAAUUUAUAAUUUUGAGCAUUAUGAAUUAAAUAAUAUUUGGCAAAGGCUAUUUAUUAAUAAUAGCAAUUUAGUUUUCUUAAAUAAGGAUAAUUAUUUUGAAGAUGUAAAGCCUGGAAUGGCUGAGGAAUUAGAUUGCACAAUAUGUAUGAGCACAAUUUCUACUGAAUCUGACGAUAAUGGUACAGCAGAGUAUGUAAGACGUAUGCGAGCUCCUUGUGGGCAUCGUUUUCAUGAAGAGUGCUUGAUCAGAUGGAUGAGCGUAAAAAUGGAAUGCCCUACAUGUAGGUCAACACUUCCUGAAAUAAAUACUUAA